GAAAAAGACCACAGAGUCAUUCUAAAGAAUAGAACCUAGCUCCCUUUUUAAGUGGUUGUUUAGAGAGAAGUUAUCUCUAAACUGUGAUGGAUUUCUUCAGCAUGAAAAGCAUGAAGGCAGCUUACCUUGGUCUCAUAAUAUUUCUGUUAGGAUGUAUUGGAAUCAAGUAUGAAAUCUCCAAUACCAAUCCUUUCCAUGAUUCAACCCUUUCUCUUCUCGUCACUGCUGUUAUUUCCCAUCUUAUUGCAACAGCAGCUGACAUGGCCCACCCAAACACCAUCAUUAUAUUUUAUUUGUCAGGAAUAGUUGCAUGUGAAACACUAUUGUGGAUUCUCAUUGCUCAGCUUUCCUGGUUCUCUCUAGUUAACUUCUUUGUUUUACUAAUACUCAAAAUCUUGUUCUCUCACUUUCUCAGUCAGCUGCUCCUUCCCUACUUCAACUGCAUCACUCAGUUACUUCUCAGAACACCUCCAAAUGCUUCUGACAUGCCAAAUACAGAACAGCAACAACAUGACUCCCAGAUUUUGGUCAAGAUCUCGCUUCACAGGUCAAGCAAUGUGUGAUACCCUAGAUAACAACAUCAGUGAAG
Vigna radiata var. radiata (mung bean) is the source of this 589-nucleotide messenger RNA. RefSeq lists its product as uncharacterized. The transcript has 2 exons. NCBI's taxonomy places the organism in Eukaryota, Viridiplantae, Streptophyta, Magnoliopsida, Fabales, Fabaceae. The record is from RefSeq and is a predicted model, not a curated record. The coding region runs from base 87 to 563 and encodes 158 amino acids.